Grammomys surdaster is the source of this 2089-nucleotide messenger RNA. It is a transcript of the gene Kcnj2, whose product is annotated as potassium voltage-gated channel subfamily J member 2. Gene Ontology annotation, cellular component: plasma membrane. The record is from RefSeq and is a predicted model, not a curated record. Gene Ontology annotation, molecular function: inward rectifier potassium channel activity. Bases 159 to 1442 code for a protein of 427 amino acids. The transcript has a single exon. Gene Ontology annotation, biological process: potassium ion import across plasma membrane; regulation of monoatomic ion transmembrane transport. Lineage: Eukaryota; Metazoa; Chordata; Mammalia; Rodentia; Muridae.
CCCCAAGGUUCUUGGAAACAUCCAUCUCUCCUCAUUAAAAAGAAAAGAUUUUUUUUUGGUGUGUCUUCACCGAACAUUCAAAACUGUUUCUUCAAAGGGUUUUGCAAAAACUCAGACUGUUUUCUAAAGCAGAAACACUGGCGUCCCCAGCGGAAGCAAUGGGCAGUGUGCGAACCAACCGCUACAGCAUUGUCUCUUCAGAAGAAGACGGCAUGAAGCUGGCCACCAUGGCAGUCGCCAAUGGCUUCGGGAAUGGCAAGAGUAAAGUCCAUACCCGACAACAGUGCAGGAGUCGCUUUGUGAAGAAAGACGGGCAUUGCAAUGUUCAGUUUAUCAAUGUGGGUGAGAAGGGACAGAGGUAUCUGGCAGACAUCUUUACUACCUGUGUUGACAUCCGCUGGCGGUGGAUGCUGGUUAUCUUCUGCCUAGCAUUUGUGCUCUCCUGGCUGUUCUUUGGCUGUGUGUUUUGGUUGAUCGCUCUGCUCCAUGGGGAUCUGGAUGCUUCUAAAGGGAGCAAAGCGUGUGUGUCUGAGGUCAAUAGCUUCACGGCUGCCUUCCUCUUCUCCAUCGAGACCCAGACAACCAUUGGCUAUGGUUUCAGGUGUGUUACAGAUGAGUGCCCAAUUGCUGUUUUCAUGGUGGUAUUCCAGUCCAUCGUAGGCUGCAUCAUCGACGCCUUCAUCAUUGGCGCAGUCAUGGCGAAGAUGGCAAAACCAAAGAAGAGAAAUGAGACUCUUGUCUUCAGUCACAAUGCUGUGAUUGCCAUGAGGGACGGCAAACUCUGUUUGAUGUGGAGAGUGGGCAACCUUCGCAAGAGCCACCUUGUGGAAGCUCAUGUCCGGGCACAGCUUCUCAAAUCUAGGAUCACUUCAGAAGGGGAAUAUAUCCCCUUGGACCAGAUAGACAUCAAUGUUGGUUUUGAUAGUGGAAUUGACCGUAUAUUUCUGGUGUCCCCCAUCACUAUUGUCCACGAAAUAGACGAAGACAGCCCUUUGUAUGACUUGAGUAAGCAGGACAUUGACAAUGCAGACUUUGAAAUCGUUGUCAUACUGGAAGGCAUGGUGGAGGCCACUGCCAUGACAACGCAAUGCCGGAGUUCGUAUCUGGCCAAUGAAAUUCUCUGGGGUCACCGCUACGAGCCAGUGCUCUUUGAAGAGAAACACUACUAUAAAGUAGACUAUUCAAGAUUCCAUAAGACUUAUGAAGUACCUAACACUCCCCUUUGUAGUGCCAGAGACUUAGCAGAGAAGAAAUACAUCCUCUCAAAUGCAAAUUCAUUUUGCUAUGAAAAUGAAGUUGCCCUAACAAGCAAAGAGGAAGAGGACAGUGAGAACGGAGUUCCAGAGAGCACAAGUACAGACUCACCUCCUGGCAUCGAUCUCCACAACCAGGCAAGCGUACCUCUAGAGCCCAGGCCCUUAAGGCGAGAAUCAGAGAUAUGACUGGCUGAUUCUGCCUUUGGAAUAUUUACUUCGCUACACAGUCUGAUGUUGGUCAGAGGUCCGAGACAGUUAUACAGACCAUGGUACUGGUCGAGAGGUGGGUGAAAGCAAGCAGCCACAAGAGACAGACUAAGGCUAGCACAAAGGUUUCAAGAAAAGACUGUAAGCUGGAUGACUGAUGUAAUGCGCUUUGCAGGCCUCCAAGAGACACGAUGGCACAUAUCGGUUGUAGUAUAAGUUAUGGGGUUUUUAAUGUAUUGUUUUGUGUUUUUACAAAACUUGAAUAUGCAGGCAAGCCUCGGUUUGGGUACAUGUCUUGCCUGGAAUGCUUCUCUUUAGGGGAACAAGAGUGAUUUUAAUGGCAUAACAUAGGCAAGACUCUGCCUUAAUUAUUUUGAAAAGCUGCUAACUACAUGAACACAAACUGUAUUUUUGUUGCAGUGUAGUUUAUCUUUUACAUAACGUUAAAACGCCAGUGUUGAACAUAAUUGAAGGCGCACAGUGUGCUUCAAAGCGUCAAGUAUUUGGCUAUUAACUGCCAAAACAAGAUCAUGAUUUUCUGAGGCCAGUAAUUUGUUUGCUAAAAUUGAUCUCUCUGUCUCCUCUCCUCUCCUCUCCUCUCCUCUCCUCUCCUCUCCUCUCCUCUC